AUUUGUUAGAAAAAAAAGGUCACAACCUCCUAAAUGAUAUUGUUGGAAAAUGCACAGAAGUGGAUGUCUGUUGGUGUGUGUCUCGAUGGUAUCAGCUCCAAAUCCCUAACCUGCGCGCGUCUGUCAAACAUCCCUUACUACCCAGCAGCAGGGACCAUCCGCAAAGAGGCACCCAGACUGUAUUUUUGAAGACAGCCGCAAAGGCAGAUUGCAAAACUUUUCCGGGUUCUGGUCCGCAAAUCGGUGUUUUUUUUUGUUGUUGCGUGGUGUGUGAGAGCAUGUUUCGAUUUGAUGGCAGAGGCAGCGAAGGAUUCGGAACCGAAUCGGCCUUUGGUUUGCAAUCAGUGUAAGCAGAUGGAGCAGGCCGUUGGGAACCGGAGGCUCGAUUUCUCGGUGGCAGCGGUGCUGCCUGCGGGUGGUUCCGGGGAGAGAAUGGGAACGGCGACUCCGAAGCAAUUCUGCGAAGUCCUGCAGAGGCCACUUAUCAGUAUCACACUGGAAACAUUCGAGAGAGUUCACUGGAUAAAAGACAUUGUCGUGGUGGUGUCAAAGCAGAACUUUGAAUUGAUGAAUUUGAUUAUAGAGCGUUAUGGGCACUCAAGAACAACAGUUGUUGAGGGUGCACUCACACGUCACAAGUCCAUUUUCAAUGGGCUAAAAGCAUUUGUGGAAAAUCAACCUGGUAGAUCUUGGCUGCAGAAACCUGAAGUGGUGAUUAUCCAUGAUGCAGUGAGACCUUUCGUCGAGGAAAAUAUGUUAUUCCGCGUGGCCGCAGCUGCGAAGGAAUGUGGGGCUGCAGGAGCUAUCAGACCACUUGUUUCCACUGUCGUUGCAACCAACCCAGAAAGCUAUCUUGAUCGUUCAUUGGAACGUGCCAAAUAUAGGGCAAGUGAAAUGCCUCAAGCCUUCACAUUUGAUAUCAUUUACAGAGCUUAUCAACAGUGUACAGAUUAUGAUUUUGAGUAUGGGACAGAAUGUCUCCAUUUAUCUCUGAAGUAUUGUGGCACCUCGGCCAAGCUCAUUGAUGGGCCGCCAGAUCUCUGGAAGGUAACUUACAAGCGAGACCUCUAUGCAGCUGAAUCGAUUAUCAAGGAAAGUCUUUCUAAGAGUGUCUGUAUCUUAACUGGAAUGCAAGAAGAACCAGAGCGAUUGGGCUGUUUGCUGCAAGAGGCCUUACGAAAGCUGGUGGAGGUAGAUGUCCUGAACUGGUCAGAGAAUAAAGAGAGCCACAGUAUUCAGACCAUCUCCUCAGGCCUGCAUUAUAAUUUUGUUUGCAUAAAUGUCAACAAUUUUGAAUUAUCUCAGGAAAUUGUGCAACUGGUGGAGUCGAUUGAAAGUACAAAGCUUUCAGCCUUGUAUCCUGUGGUUCUGACUGUGGUGCAUCUGAACAACUUGGAAAUGUCAUCUCCCUGUGUUCAAAUGGAAGAUUUCAUCAACGUCAAAGAACUGGCAAAGGAAGCAAAGAGAAAAAAUAUCUUAAUUUAUAGGCUGCUGUUGAACUAUACCCAGGAUAUGGAUAAAAUUCAAGAAUCUGUGAAAGAGGCUGCUUCAAUCGUCAACUCGUUAAUAAAGCAGAGGAGUCCUGCCCUAAUUGGACAGUUCCUUGUGGUCUGACUGCAGUUAGUAACUGGAUGUCUCCAGGCACAGAUGUUGUGAUGUUUGAAUGCUGGCUGAAUGAAUAUACUGCCCUCUAAUGAUGGCUAUGAAAAACUGCAAGUAUCUUAUCAUCAUGCUUUUAAAAGGGAAGAUGAACUCAAAUUGAACAUGUCAACAUUUCCCUCAAAACUCGUACCCUGGAGUUACUAAGGUCACCCCAGUGCUAAAUCUACUUUAACUGUUAUUGUCCGUUUUGUUCUUUCAGAAAGUUUCAGCACUGAUGGGGAGAAUCAGUUGUGAUUCUACAGUCCCAAUUCCAGUACUAAAUUAUCCCAACUUUAUUACAAAAGAAAUUCUGUUCCACAUCAUCAGGGAAUGGCCUUUUGCCUACCAGCUAUUUAAAAUAACUUGGAAUACAGCCAAACUGUACCCUUAUAUUAAUGCAAUGCAAAAACCUGAGGAGAGUCUCAUUCAGGAGCUCUAUCAUUUUGAUUUGAAAUAUUGCAUUUUGUUUGUAACUCAUUGUCUGGUAACUAUUCCUUCACAUGAUUACAGUGAGGUAUUUUAAAAAUGCUUACCAGGAGC
Messenger RNA from Rhincodon typus (whale shark), 2181 nucleotides. It is a transcript of the gene crppa, whose product is annotated as CDP-L-ribitol pyrophosphorylase A. Gene Ontology annotation, cellular component: cytosol. Gene Ontology annotation, molecular function: D-ribitol-5-phosphate cytidylyltransferase activity. The transcript has 10 exons. Lineage: Eukaryota; Metazoa; Chordata; Chondrichthyes; Orectolobiformes; Rhincodontidae. The record is from RefSeq and is a predicted model, not a curated record. Gene Ontology annotation, biological process: isoprenoid biosynthetic process; protein O-linked glycosylation via mannose. Bases 292 to 1614 code for a protein of 440 amino acids.